GCAGCCGCCUCCUGCAGUGACAUCACCUCCUCCGCAGGACGUCUGGACCAGCUCCUCGCUCACGCUCAGGAAUUCUCUCUCUGAGGAACUUAAAGAAAAAAGCUCUGGAUGUGUUCGGGCUCGUGGGGAUUUUUGUUUCCUCGUCCUCACCUGGAUUUUCUGAGUCGAGGUGGAACGUUUGAAAAAGGACAGUGAAUAAAUGUUUUGAUCUCUUUGAUCUGGGACAAACUCUGAGGGAAAAGAUGUUCUGCUCCAGGAGGCUCCUGCAGCAGUGGUGCUUCGCUCUCUUCCUGCUCUGCUCCCCGGUGCCGCACUUCGGACGUCCCAUCGAUGCCCUGAGCAGCAGAAUAAAACGCUCCGUCACUCACGCUCAGCUGAUGCACGACAAAGGUCGCGCCCUCCAGGACUUUAAGCGGCGCAUGUGGCUGCAGGAGCUUCUGGACGAAGUUCACACGGCCGAGAUCCGGGACCUCCCGGUCCGAACCGUCGGGGCAGGGGGGGGCAGCGGCGGGGCCGGCGGGGGUCUGCCCGGCGUCAGCCUGGGCAUCAACCUCAGCACCACCGGCAGCACCCUGCACUCCAAACCCGCCGGAGGAACCAAGAACCUUCCGGUCGCCUUCGGCCUGGAGGACGAGGAGGGAACCAACCUGCCGCAGGAAACCAACAAGUCUCCGACGUUCAAGUCUCCCGGGAAGAAGAAGAAGAAAGGACGAGCCGGGAAGAGGAGGGAGGGGGAGAAGAGGAAGAGGAGGGUGCGUUCAUUAGGUCAGAGGGAGGAGGAGUGGAGGGCGCUGCUCGGCCUGCGGGGGGCGCUGCUCUAAAACGCUGUCACACUGACGAAGAACCGUGCGGGGGGGUGGAGCGGACUCCUAAACACUCACGUUGCACUCGUGUGUCAUCGUGAUUGUUUGGAAAGAAACUGUAAAAUAUUUAUUGUCUGUAAAUAUUCUAAAUAUCGCAGAAUAUGAUAAAAAAACGCGUUGAUGCUCUUUGGGGCGACAGAUUUUAAUCUUUGUGAAUCCUCGCUUUUCUCUUUUUUUAUUCCAAUUAUGUCAGAUUUUU
Messenger RNA from Paralichthys olivaceus (Japanese flounder), 1062 nucleotides. It is a transcript of the gene pthlha, whose product is annotated as parathyroid hormone-like hormone a. NCBI's taxonomy places the organism in Eukaryota, Metazoa, Chordata, Actinopteri, Pleuronectiformes, Paralichthyidae. Gene Ontology annotation, molecular function: hormone activity. Gene Ontology annotation, biological process: bone mineralization. The record is from RefSeq and is a predicted model, not a curated record. Gene Ontology annotation, cellular component: extracellular region.